Messenger RNA from Contarinia nasturtii (swede midge), 577 nucleotides. Its product is annotated as ribosomal protein 63, mitochondrial. Gene Ontology annotation, biological process: mitochondrial translation. The coding region runs from base 111 to 437 and encodes 108 amino acids. Gene Ontology annotation, molecular function: structural constituent of ribosome. Gene Ontology annotation, cellular component: mitochondrial ribosome. The record is from RefSeq and is a predicted model, not a curated record. The transcript is spliced from 2 exons. NCBI's taxonomy places the organism in Eukaryota, Metazoa, Arthropoda, Insecta, Diptera, Cecidomyiidae.
CUUUUGACAGCUCAAUCCCGCACAUAACCUCAAAUAAUAACAAUAAUUUUGGAGUAAAGAAUUUAAUGCACAAUUUUGUUUUGAAAUUUAUUCUUUGAAAAUUCAAGAAAAUGUUUCUGACACUAGUUCAAAAUGUAAUGCGGCGGCAGCUGUUCAAGGGAAGCAUGCAUCGCGGUAAAUACAGAUACGUUAGACCAAUUAAGAUGAAAGAUAUGAAUCUGUUGCGAGAAGAGUACGAGCGAGAGGAACGAGUUAUGGGCUUGCUCAUGAAUCCAUAUUUGAGUGCGGAAGAAUCACGAGGCCAUACAGCGGUACACGACAAAUCUUACAAACGCUAUUUGGAAAUCAAAGAAAUGCGUCGCCUUAAAAAACUCAAGGAAAAUAUCACACUCGAAGAUCGACUAAAGCAUUUGAGUUUUAGGGAUGUUUGGGAUUGAACUCUUUCCACGCGAAUAACGUGACAUGUUAAUGAAAUAACCGAUGAUUGUGUAUUAUCACAGUUGCUUUUAUUCAAUAGAUACAUUUAGUUUGAAAUAAAUACGAAAUGAUGAUUCAAUAAAUAUGAAACUAAACAAAA